AUGUCUCCGUCAAGACGCCCUCAGCCAGUCGGUCUUGACGAACGGACAGAGGCCAAAUUGCUGGCAGCCAAAUAUUCUGUCGACAAAUUUGGUGCGAGGAGAUCUGGUGGAAAUGGAUGGAGCCACAGACAACAUCGGAACGGACAGCAUUUGGCCGAUUCGUUUGCUGGACUGAGUGACGCUGACCUCAGCAAAGAGCUGGCACAUUCCCAAAAGGCAAUGGUAUUAAUAGUGAAAGUGUUUGCUGAAAAGAUUCGAAGGUCGAUUCCACCAGACGACGAUGGCGGAUUCCUCUUGAUCAGCUGUCUACGUCAACAAGAGCGUUCCAGUAAAGUCAAUCGACAGCUGAUCGUCGUCUUUUGGGGGAAUCGACUUUUGAAGCUCUUCACCAAAUCCACUGUCUGA
Messenger RNA from Protopolystoma xenopodis, 405 nucleotides. NCBI's taxonomy places the organism in Eukaryota, Metazoa, Platyhelminthes, Monogenea, Polystomatidea, Polystomatidae. The record is from the annotation of a GenBank genome assembly.